AUGGCCAAAGCUUCCGACGCUUCCAACCUCCAGAUGGUGCUCAGCGACGGCAAGGGCGAUGCCGCGGCCAGCGCGGUGGCCGGAAGCGCCAUCGCCGCGUCGUACAAUGAUCAGAUUCGCCCGCUCCUCGAUGCCGUCGACCGGCUGCGUCAUCUCAAGGUCACGCAGGAGGGCAUCCAGCUGCCGACCAUCGUCGUCGUCGGCGACCAGUCGAGCGGCAAGUCGAGCGUCCUGGAGUCUCUGGCCGGCAUCAGCCUCCCGCGUGGCCAGGGCAUCUGCACUCGCGUGCCGCUCGUCAUGCGGCUCCAGGACGACCCCUCCGCCGACACGCCCGUGCUGCAGCUGGAGUACAGCAACGGUCGCGUGGUGCCCACCACGGAGGCCAAUGUUGCGGACGCCAUCAACGCCGCCACCGCGGAGAUUGCCGGGUCCGGCAAGGGCAUCUCCGACGCACCAAUCACCCUCGUCGUGCGCAAGCGGGGCGUGCCCGACCUCACCCUGGUCGACCUCCCCGGCAUCACCCGUGUGCCGGUCCAAGGACAGCCGGACGACAUUUACGACCAGAUCGCAAGGAUCAUCCGCGAGUACAUCGCGCCCAAGGAGAGCAUCAUCCUGAACGUGCUCUCCGCCACCGUCGACUUCCCGACGUGCGAGUCCAUCCGCAUGUCACAGCAGGUGGACCGCACCGGCGAGCGCACGCUUGCAGUGGUCACCAAGGUCGACAAGGGCUCCGAGGGCCUGCUCGAGAAGGUCACCAUGGACGACGUGAACAUUGGCCUCGGGUACGUCUGUGUCCGCAACCGCAUCGGUGAGGAGACGUACGACCAGGCGCGCGCGGAGGAGGAGAGGCUUUUUAAGUACCACCCGCUCCUGUCCAAGAUCGACAAGGACAUGGUGGGCAUUCCGGUCCUCGCGCAGAGGCUCGUGCAGAUUCAGGCGACCAUCAUCGCCAAGUGUCUGCCGGACAUCGUCAGGCAGAUAAACGACCGACUUAGUCGUAGCAGCACUGAGCUUGACCAGAUGCCGCCGGAUCUGAAUAACGUCGCCGACGCUGUGAGAGCGUUUUUCCACAUCGUCAAGAGGGUGUGCGCUUCACUCGAGAAGAUUCUUGUGAGGAGUGAGUUUGACGAGUACCACGACGACAGCCAUUUCCAUGGCACGGCCCGUAUUUCUGAGAUGCUCAACGGCUAUGCCAAGAAGCUGCCAGCUCAAAUCCCAAGGGUCGGCGGCGAGCUGUUUCUGAUGGAGGAGAUGCGUGUACUGGAGGAGACAAAGGGCAUAAAUCUUCCCAACUUCUUGCCAAGAUCGGCAUUCCUCGUCUUGCUCAAAAAAAAUGUGGAAACCAUCAUGCAGGAGCCGCACGACCUUGUCAACGAGGUCUGGAACUACGUUGAGGAUAUCGUGGUGAAGGUACUGCUGCAGCAUUCAGAGAACUUUCCCCAGGUGCAGUCAGCCUGUCGCCGUUCAGUUCAAAGCCUGAUGGACAAGGCACGGGCGCGAUCCGCCCACCACGUCAAGGAGCUGAUCGAAAUGGAGCUGGUCUCUGACUACACGGCCAAUCCAGACUAUAUGAAGACAUGGGCGGAGAUCAUGCAUGGCCAUGACAGGUUCAUGAAAGCUGUCGAGGAUAAGUCCAAGCCUACCAAGAUCACCCUGGAUGUUUUUGGAGAAGUGGACGUGUCCCAUAUGAGGUCGAAUGUUGACUUGGCAAGGCAGGCGUUCGACCUGAGGGCGCGCCUGACCGCCUACUGGAAGAGCAUUGUGCUCCGGCUCAUCGACAGCUUGGCUCUGCACGUCCUUCUUGGUGUCAAGAGGCUUGUAGAAUCCGACUUAGAGACAGAGCUCGCUGACGAGCUCCUGGGGAACAAGAUGGCUGGGAUGGAGCGGAUGCUCACGCCGUCGCCGAGCACUGGCACCAAGCGUGAGCGCCUGAAGAAGAGCAUUAUGCUGCUUCGCCAAUCCAAGGAUGUUGUGGCGAACAUCAUGGACCGUAUCAGCGCGUCAGGUGAAGUCUAG
Molecule: messenger RNA, 2016 nt
Organism: Lolium rigidum
Lineage: Eukaryota; Viridiplantae; Streptophyta; Magnoliopsida; Poales; Poaceae
Product: dynamin-related protein 4C-like
Exons: 2
Coding region: 1-2016 (671 amino acids)
Cellular component (GO): microtubule; membrane; cytoplasm
Molecular function (GO): microtubule binding; GTPase activity; GTP binding
Source: RefSeq, a predicted model, not a curated record